GUCCCAUCAAAAUCAGUCCAGCUCGUGAUCAGUGCAGUGCCGCGAAUCUGCGUCUCACUCUUUUAACAGUCUGUGCACCGAAAACCCGUGCAAAGAUGCUGAAGGCUUCCUGUCUCGUCCUGCUCGCCGUUGCCGUGUCGGUGAAUGCAGUAGCAAUUGGAGUUGCAGCUCCGGCAGCAGUGUUGAAGACCGAAGAAUACGACGCUCACCCUCAGUACUCAUUCUCCUAUGACGUGAAAGAUGCCAUUACGGGUGACAACAAGAAUCAACAUGAGACACGCGACGGAGACGUCGUCCAGGGACAGUAUUCACUUAUCGAGCCAGACGGCACUCGCAGGACUGUGGAUUACACGGCUGACCCAAUCAAUGGUUUCAAUGCUGUGGUGACCAAAACAGCUGGAGAGCACAUCGUGAAAGCCGUGGCGCCCGCCGUCGCGGUUGCACACGCCCCAGUCGCCGUGGCCCACGCUCCCGUCGCCGUGGCGCACGCCCCCGUGGCCGUGGCCCAUCACGCGCCUGCCAUCGUGACCCACGCCGCCCCGGCGUACUACUCCUCGCCGGCCGUCGUCCAUCACGCGCCCAGCGUCUUCGCGCAUCACGUGGCGGCACCCGUCGUGGCCCACCACGCUCCCGCCCUGCUGUCGCACGCGCCCCUCUACUCCGCCGCCUACCUGCACCACUAAGCCCCCCUUCGUGACCUUCCACCUCCGCCCCGCAACCCCACGAAGCUCCGUCUCACCAUUGGCGACAGGCAAGGCGUGUGCGAACCGCACUUGUGUACAUAAUACAUUGCAAAUAAAUUGUUUCAACUUCUCACAAUGUGUCCACAUUGCAAUCAAGUGGCAGACAAUUCCACGGCGGAAGUCAAGACGUCACGGCAUGAGACGAAGACGUAUUAAAUCUCACUGGACAAGAGGUUGCUAAUAUAGAUUCUGAAUGUCACCGGGAUUUUGCGUCUCAAGUUCAAUUGAAGAUUUAUGCUCAAAAUGAUAGACUUGAGAUUUCAGUGCAGGAUUUGAAGAAAGGGCGGAAAAUGAGGGAGAAAAAUAUAUUUUAAGUGUCAAAUUGUC
Messenger RNA from Phlebotomus argentipes, 1070 nucleotides. Its product is annotated as larval cuticle protein A3A-like. The coding region runs from base 96 to 683 and encodes 195 amino acids. The record is from RefSeq and is a predicted model, not a curated record. Lineage: Eukaryota; Metazoa; Arthropoda; Insecta; Diptera; Psychodidae. Gene Ontology annotation, cellular component: extracellular matrix. The transcript is spliced from 4 exons.